AUGAAGAAUGAUGUGAACGAAAGUAUUCUUUGCGGAGGUGAAGAUAUAUCUGCUCUUGUUGUUGAUUUAGGAUUCAGUACAGCUAAAAUUGGGCACAACCAAGAAGACACACCAAGAGUUUUUUUAAAAAGUAUAUGUGGGGAAGAUGUAUCAGCAGAGGAAUGGAAUUCAACAAGUGAGAUGAACGAAAUUGAAAAUGGUAGGAAUGGUAAUAUGAUGAUGAAAAGACGUUCUCCAAAAGAAAAACUGAGAUUUCCCCUGAAUCUGUACAACCCUAGUGAACAUGUGAGAAUAAAACCUUUGUUUCAAAAAGACGAGGUAACUAUGAGAAGUCAUUUGAAUAGUGAUGUAUUUGAAAAGUUAUUAGAAUACGCAAUUGAAGGAAUAGAUGCAAAAAGAGUAUUUGAAUGUACAGAUGAAAUUACGAAUCCAAUGAAAUUAGGUGGCUUAAAUUUAAAAAUGAAUGAACAUCCAAUUUUGUUGUCCGAAUCUAAUAUACAUAAUGAUAAGAUAAGAAAAGAAAUGACUGAAAUAUUAUUUGAAAAAUAUAACAUUCCUGCAUUAUAUUUUGCAAAAAAAGCAAAAUUAACUUCCUUUAGUUUAGGUAGAUGCAAUGCACUGGUUGUAGAUAUUGGUUACAGUGCAUUGGAUAUAAACCCAGUGUAUGAAGGAUAUGUACUUCAGAAAAAUUCUUUCCAAUUCAAUAUCGGUGGAAAUUAUUUCGAUCACCUGAUUUACAAUUUGUUGAAAAAAGAUAAUGUAAAGGUUGUCCCUUAUUUUAUGAAUCAUCAGAGAUAUACAAAUAUUACUACAACCCCAGACAUAUGUAACAAUAAUAUUCAUUUAGGUACAUUCUCACAACAAAAUAAAUGUGCGUAUAGUAAAAUUCAUCCAUCCUAUGCUGAAGAAGCCAUUUUAGAUGUCAUAAGUUAUAUGAAAGAAACUGUAUGUAAAGUACGUGUUGGUCAAGAUGAACAUGUUAAUAAAAAAAGCGAAAACGGGUUAGAGAGUGUAACAGGAUCUCAUAAAAAUUGUAAAGACAUUCAAUAUAAUACCAAUCAAUUAAAUAACUCCACAAGGAAUACUAAUCCAUCUAAAUGGCAAAUAGGAUUGGAGAAAGAUGAGGAAGAACAUUUUGAAUUACCAGAUGGAAUUAAACUUAAGGUAGAUUCAAAAUAUAAAUACGACAUUGCUGAACACUUAUUUCAACCACUCUCAUCGGAUAAUAAUUUUAAAGGACUUCCAGAUGCCAUAGUUAAUUGUAUAAUUUCAUCCGAUGUAGACAUAAGGAAAGAUUUGCUACAAGCAAUAAUUAUAACUGGUGGAUCUUCCCUUUUCCCAGGACUCAUUGAGCGUUUAUUUAAUUCUCUCAAAGAAAAGGAAUGUUUUUCUCAAUCCAUUAAAAUGAAGAUAUUAAAUAUGACAUCAUCUGUGGAAUCUUUGUCUUCAUCUUGGUUAGGUGGAUCAAUUCUCGCAAGUCUCGGCACAUUUCAGCAGCUCUGGGUUUCGCGUUCAGAGUAUGACGAUGGGGGACAUGGCCUCGUCUUCGACCGCUGCUUUUGA
Plasmodium gonderi is the source of this 1563-nucleotide messenger RNA. RefSeq names its product actin. Gene Ontology annotation, cellular component: SWI/SNF complex; NuA4 histone acetyltransferase complex. Lineage: Eukaryota; Apicomplexa; Aconoidasida; Haemosporida; Plasmodiidae. Gene Ontology annotation, molecular function: chromatin binding. Gene Ontology annotation, biological process: regulation of transcription by RNA polymerase II. The transcript has a single exon. The record is from RefSeq and is a predicted model, not a curated record. Bases 1 to 1563 code for a protein of 520 amino acids.